Salvia miltiorrhiza (redroot sage) is the source of this 2668-nucleotide messenger RNA. RefSeq names its product probable disease resistance protein RXW24L. Gene Ontology annotation, biological process: defense response to other organism. Bases 1 to 2409 code for a protein of 802 amino acids. The record is from RefSeq and is a predicted model, not a curated record. Gene Ontology annotation, molecular function: ADP binding. The transcript is spliced from 4 exons. Lineage: Eukaryota; Viridiplantae; Streptophyta; Magnoliopsida; Lamiales; Lamiaceae.
AUGGCAGAAGCAGUGGUGUCGAUGGCUCUAGAAACCUUGCGCGAUUUGUUGAAGGAAGAAGUAAAAUUUUUAUCUGGUGUGGGUGACCAAGUGAAGGAGCUCGAGAUCCAGCUCAAAGAGAUGAAGUGUCUUCUGAAAGAUGCCGACAGAAGACGACAUGAAAGCAAAAUAAUUUUGAAUUGGAUCUCGGAGAUCAAAGAUCUUGUGUACAGAGCCGAAGCUGCCAUUGAAAGACACGCAGCUUAUCAAGUGACUUCAAGGAGAAAACAAGGCCUCAAACAGCUCCUCCGCAGAUGUAGCUGUAGUUUGGAAAUGAAGGGGAAAGCUCGUCCGCCAACAACAGAGCAAGGAAUAGGCCAAAACACGAAGGAUGGGCCAAAAAUAAGGGAGGAUGUUACAAGUUUGAGCGAGUGGGAGUUGAAGGAGCGACUAUGCAAGAUACAAAAAGAGAAGCGAUGCCUCAUUGUUUUUGACGAUCUUUGGGAAACUUCUCAUUGGGAUGGCUUCAAGCAUCCCUUCCUUGUCCAAGAUUUGCAGAGCAAAAUCUUGAUCACCACGCGCGAACAGGAAGUCGCGGAGAUUGGAUGCCCUGUCAAACUUGGGUUUCUAAAAGAGGAAGAUGCUGUGGAACUACUCAAGAAGAAAGCAUUUCCCCACACAAACAUUCCAGGGUUUGCAUUGGAAGAAAAUGUUGAGAAAAUUGGGAAAGAAAUGGUGAAGAAAUGUGGGUAUUUGCCGUUGGCAAUUUGUUUACUCGGUGGGGUCUUGAGAAAGACAAAUUCGAUGAUGGAGUGGAAGUUAGUCAAAGAAUUCAUAUAUAGAGAUGAAAAGGAGAUUGAUGGAGUGCUAAAUUUAAGCUAUGAAAGUCUACCCUAUUAUUUGAAGUCAUGCUUUCUCUAUAUGGGUAUAUUUCAAGAGGAUGAAGAUAUAGGUGUUGACGAUCUAUAUAUGAUGUGGAUAGCACAAGGCAUGAUUUGUAUUGGAGACAAGGACAAAACUUUGAUGGAAAUUGCAGAGCUCUACUUGGGUGAGUUGGCCUCCAGGUCCAUCGUCCAAGUCGAAAUUUACGAUGGUGUCACACCUGGAAAUAGAUAUUCGAGCUGCAAACUUCAUGAUGUAGUAAGAGAACUGUGUUUGAAAUUGGGUAGAAGUGAGGAUUUUGGUGCGCAGAGUUUGGAGUAUCAAAGUGGGAAAGCUUCCUCGCAUAGGAAAAUACGGCAUUUGGCUAUAUAUUUCAGGAAAGAAGUUCAAGUGGAACCUGACGAGCUUACAGUCACUUGGGGAGAAGAUAGUAGCGAACAUUUAAGGUCUCUUCGAAUGUUCAAUCACAUAAAUUCGGGUGUUGAUGUUGAGUUUCCCCCGCAAGGUAUCGUUGAUUUUCAGAAAUUCAAAUUGCUAAGAGAUCUAGUUAUGGUGGGAUUCAAAUUUGAAGGAAGAAAGUUAUCGAAAGGAAUCGCUAGUCUUGUUCACCUUAGACGUUUGUAUUUAAAAAGAUGUGAGUUUGAUAAGCUACCAUCGUCCAUAAGGAAUUUGGUAUACAUGGAUACCCUUGAUUUAACUAAUUCGAUGAAUGUUGGAGUUCCAAAUGUUUUUAAGGAGAUGCUACGUUUAAAACACUUGUUUCUUCCUGAUUAUGAUGAGAAAAAAAUUGGAAAUUAUCGAUUGACAUUGGACGAGGGAGUGAUUGAGUUGGAGACCCUGUGGGAUUUGGAUAGUAGAGUGCAUGAACUAAAAUGUAUGAACAGAAUGAAGAAUCUGCGACGUUUCAAAACAAAAAUACACGACAAUGAAAGCUUGUCAGCCAACAUCGACGCCAUUGCUCUCAUGGAAAAGUUACUGUCUUGUUCGGUUGAAAUCAAAGAGGGUUGCGAGUUAGGAACAAAUAAGGGAGUGUUAACGCUGAAGAAGGUAAUCACUUGUCCCAAUCUUCAUAUCUUGUGGAUUGAAGUUAAGUUAGGGAAGGCGCUGGCAGAGUGCGGGAGUGACUUCAUCAGUUCAAAACUUAUAUGUUUGGUCCUGUCAGAAUGUGAGAUUGAGGAUGAUCCAAUGGGGAUACUGGGGAACCUUCCUUGCUUGAUAGAGUUGUAUUUAUGGACGAAAUCAUUUGUGGGGGAGGAGAUGGCGUGUCCAUCAAACAGUUUCCCUCGCCUCAAGAAGCUUGACCUAACACAGUUACCAAAGUUAAGGGAGUGGAGAGUGGAGGCAGGAGCCAUGCCCCUUCUCUAUCAUUUAGAGAUAGAUGAGUGUUUAAGUCUGAAGAUGCUUCCAGAGGGAUUGAGUGGCAUUUCUACUCUUCGGGAACUAGAAAUUAUUGAUAUGCCGGAAUUGGGGAAGAGGGUAUCGGCAUCAGGAGAGGAUUUCCACAAAGUCAGCCAUGUCCCUUCAAUUAUCAUCCGAGACGAUGACUAGUCUAGUCUCCACCCAGGGUACUUUUCUCCCCCCCUUCGACCUACAGUCUUGUUGUUCCAUGUCCCAAGUGUUUCUCUUUAAUUAUUUGCGUUCUUUUCUCUGCAACCUUAUCUCGCUGUAAUCAGUUUCUUUCAAAUAAAUGUGUAUAUUUGUUUAUGUAUUAUUAAUCUGGAGAAUUUAUUCUAGACUUCGGCCCAUGAGCCUUUGCUUGUAACUUCUGGAGAUUUAAGCUUUAUUUCUGUUCUUGAAUUGUGAUUUU